Sesamum indicum (sesame) is the source of this 1647-nucleotide messenger RNA. RefSeq lists its product as uncharacterized. The record is from RefSeq and is a predicted model, not a curated record. NCBI's taxonomy places the organism in Eukaryota, Viridiplantae, Streptophyta, Magnoliopsida, Lamiales, Pedaliaceae.
CUCUGACUUACCAACCCAAAAAUUCCAGAAAGCUUUUUCAACCUUCAAGCUGUAAAAGAACUGCAGCAUCUACUUCUUUAUGUGAUCUAAUUAGCACCAUCUUUGUUAGGACAACGUGAUUUCUUGCAAUUAUUCAUAACUUAAUUAGCAGUCGACGGACUAAAUAAUUUGACGUCCCAACAACUUAGUGACCACGCACACAUUAAACUUUUCAAUUAGACAUAUUAUUAAACACAGACCAUAGGUUGAUGAUCCUGUGUUGUGGGUCAUUUGAUGUUGCCUAUGUCGGCGUUUUCGCCCUUUUAUUAUUAUAUAAACUUGUACAUAUAGAUGAUCUGAUUGCUUCUCAUCUCUGCCUUUGUUUUCUCCUUACUCUUGUGGUUUGUUCUUGUGUAGAGGGCAAUAAGGCAUCAUGUUACAGAACCAUGAAGAACAAGCAUGUCUGAAUGAAGAGUCCAAGAGUUCGACAGAGUAUGAAGGACGAGAAUCAUCAUUGUCGUCUAUGCCUGACUCACCUAACCAGAACAGCAGACCAAGCAGCAUGGUGAUUAAGAAAGCGCACACGGUGAUUCCAGCACAUUUAGUAGCAGAAGCCAUAUCAACGCUCCACGGGCUGGACCUAAGAUGGUCAGGCCCCAUCACACCUACCGAAAUGCAGUAUGUGCAGCAGUAUGUUUUCGCCAAGUAUCCAGAGUACUGCAAUGGCCUAGUCGAAGAGAGCGAGAAGUUCGACUUUUACAGCCUCUGCGUCAGUGAAGACUCCCCUGAUUCCAUGUCGGACGACAAGAAAAAGUCCCCCAAGAUUGUCCGGGAAUCGUCUUUUUCACCGUCCUUUGUGGCUAACAACACCUCAGACAUGAGCAGAGUCCAACUAGAGCCCUCCAAAUUACUCGACAUACUCGCCAAGAAAACGUCAUUCCAGGGCAACUUCAUGUCGAUCCCGGAAAUCCAGGCGAGGAAUCAAGCCCUGCAGAACUGCGGCCUGACGGAAGACGACUACUUGGUCGUAUUCACUGCAAACGUGAAAGAAGCCAUGAUGAUGGUUGCAGAAUCAUACCCCUUCUUCAGGGGGAACUACUACAUGACAAUUCUUGGAGAAGAGUAUGAUGUAAUAAAAGACUUUGCAUCAUACAAGGAAUCCAAGGUGAUCAUAGCACCAGAAACAUGGCUGGAUUUGAGGAUCAAAGGCUCACAACUCAGCCAAUACUUUAGAAGGAAAUGCAAGCAUAGUCCUAAGGGCCUUUUCGCUUACUCCGCUUGCACCAAUGGUGCUCGUUCAUCGAUGCACUGGAUAUCGGAGGCUCAUAGAAACUCUUGGCACGUGCUGCUCGACGCCGCUGCAUUGGAUGUGGGGAAAGAUCGGCUAGCGUUAGCCCUCCACCGGCCCGACUUUGUCAUGUGUGCAGUCGAUAUUGCACGUUCUCAGCCAUCGAAGAUUACUUGCCUGUUAGUUAGGAAGAAAUCGUUCGAUGCAGCUGCAACUUCUGCAUAGUGAGAUUGCAUGAGAAAGUGAUGUUCUUAUAAUGUAAAUCUGGGAUUAUGGUUCAUAUACAUAAUAUGUGCUUGUUCUUGGGAAGCAAGACUUUCCUUUCUUGCCUUGCUUUCAGUUUCUAGAGUUCGUUUAUGAAGCCAAAUUUUACAAACUUC